Molecule: messenger RNA, 5100 nt
Organism: Anopheles funestus (African malaria mosquito)
Lineage: Eukaryota; Metazoa; Arthropoda; Insecta; Diptera; Culicidae
Gene: dlt
Product: protein disks lost
Exons: 12
Coding region: 305-4903 (1532 amino acids)
Biological process (GO): chromatin organization
Cellular component (GO): nucleus
Source: RefSeq, a predicted model, not a curated record
ACUGCUCGAAUCUUUGCCCCGAUUGGCGGUUUUUUCUACAUUCAGCAGCUGUCAUAUGCUGGAACUGUCAAAAUAGCUCCCAUCAAAACGAAAAAAAACAACAAUUAGAAAGCUUUCGUAAAAUGUACAUUUGUUUAAGAUAUUUUAACUUGAGUUAAACGAAAAACAAGUUAACAAGUGUGUUUGUUCGGUUUCCCAAUGCCUUGAGGAAGUGUAAGGAAACACAGUGCAGUGAAGGUGUGUGAAAGUGUUUUGUUUGUGUGACGAAAAAUAUUUACCGUAGAAGAACUCGCAAGACUACAAAAUGAAUGAAGAAACUUUAAAAGAGAUGGUGAAUGCCGAAAUUCCCCCAUCAAAAGACAUUCUGGAUUGGUUUCUGCAAUAUUUUAAGAAACAUCAAACUCAUCAUCAACGCUCUCUGGAAGCUUUUGCCAGCUAUUUCAUCGGCUUCAUCCGUGCACAAACUGAAGACUCAUCAAAAAUAGCCCCACCAAGAUGUGACACACCAAGAAAGGUAUCGGUCGGUAACGUGCUCCAGUCUAAUCCGUCCGCCCAGCUGCGGAAACUGUCAAUCAGUGACGGCUCUUGUUACCCAACGUCCGGUAUCCCAGGCGCAGCAACACCGCUGUCCACCGAAGGUCACUCGAUAAAUAGAGCCAGCGAACUUGACACCACCGGAACACCGGUACAUUUGAUAGCACGGCAGCUCUUCGACCAGCACGGUGGUCUAUCGGGUGUGUGUGAGUCGGAUAGAAAACCCGCACCCGAAUUUCGUACAUUGGAAUAUUGUGCACCAGACGAUAGUGAACUAAAAGGAGCAACCGGUUAUUCCACACCGAAACGGUUCCCACCACAAUCUGGUACAGCAGACGGGCAAUAUACACCGAGCAAUAACGAAAAUCAAGCCUUAUCACGCUGCAGAAACACCAAUGAAGCUGUUUUCGCAACACCUCCCCGUAGCAAUAAUGUUUCACGAAGCAGUGCGGGUAAUAUGCUUCUGUCCUUUACUAGCACGCCGAUCGCCAGCAAUCGUGGGAAGACAACGCCACAGCACGGAUCAUCACGCAACGGAAGUCUGGAGGUCUCAUGUCCAUCACCCAACACGUUCGGUAACGGAUCACAACGUCAAGACGCUAGCGGAUUAAGCGAUGGUGGUGCGACCGGCCGGCGUAGCAAAACAAGCUUACCUUGCCUCGGCGAUUAUAUCGUAGCGCAGACGACGAAACCUCACCGAAAUCGUCGCUCCCCAUUUGCCGGCAAUAACAGCGGCAGUAAUAAUGAACCCAGUGGCCUAAAUUCGUCGGGUAUACCCAACAGUCCCAUGUUUCAGGAUGAUGACUUUCCGCAGCUAAACGUGACUCCGAACAAGGACCCCCAAAUACCCGUUGUCGAUGAUGGACUAAAUGUGAGGAAGCGAGUUUCGCUGAACACUAAAACGUCCUUCAAUGAAUCGCAGGACGGUGCGCUACAAGGUGCGGGGAGUAGUGGGAAAAAGUCCACUAAUCCAAGAAGACGUAUUGCUCCGACGACCGUCAGUAGGACAGUGUCGGAACGCCAUGACUUUAACUCAUCAUCAUUUCGCUCGGAAAACAAUCUCAUAUCAAUCGAGUGUCAUGAGGACGCUAGCCACGAUCCUCGCGGAAUGUUGCGUCAUUUGAAGGAUGAGAUUCGAAGUGAUUUCCUCCAGGCAGAACAAGCAGACCUGCAAAGAAACAUACGCGCGAAACAAUCUCUGCACAGUUCUUUUAAUCAUGCUGAAAAUGCGACUCCUCCUUCUUCGGACCCUGCCACGAAUAAUAUCGAUGAACUCGUGCCAAUAGAUAGUAGUAGAAAAGAAGGAACGGAUCCACCACUAGUGGUACUGGUAAUCGAAUUCGAUAAAAUUACUCAAAAACUAAUCAUCGAUCGGCUCGUGACUAUCUAUGCGCUACUGAUGGAUCUCAACCUGGUGCCAAAUAUGUUGAACGAACUAGCCUAUCUUAUCAAUUUAGUUAGUACGGAACGAUACAUCGCACCACAAAGAAACCUCGAAACCACAUCCCCUGUUACCGACAAUACCACAGCGGAGCUCGGCAACGUUCUGCGUAGCCCACAUAACUGUGUCUACUUUGCAACAGCAAUGCUUUACCAACAACGGACACUGCUGGCACUGCUUGAUAGCACCUCGCUCCGAGUUGUAGUAGAGAACGAGCAGCUGGCGGUAUUGCAUCCGACGUUGAACGGUUUCCUGCGAGACAUGCUGGCGCAAAAGAUGAAACUUGAGAACCCUUUCAUUCAUCAGGGCUCUAGUGGUGGUGAUCUGAUGCUAAACAAUAGCAUCACAAACGUGUUCUACCAGCAAGAGAACGACACGAAGGAUCACUUUCCUUCGUCGAAAGAAUUUAGUGCAUUUAACAAGCAGCGAGAUUUGUUUUAUGCUGCCCUAAGAGUCUGGGAAAGCGAACAUCUGAAUCCGGCAUGGGAAUUUGAGACGAAGCUCGGUUCGAAAGUGCGAGCAAUGCUGGACAUUUUAAACCAUCCCAUCAAUAUGUCCCACUUGGCUAAACUGUUUAGUGCUCAGCUGAUAAUAUCGUUUAAUUUUGAUAACUCUGCUAGCGAGCUUCAAAUGGCGCUACCAAACAUCGACUUGACGAAGCUAUCAAAGUUGCGCCAACGGUUGGUAGGGCCCAGCAUUUUUUCCACACAGUAUCUUUUCCCUGGCAGUCAGAUGUUUUUUCGGGAUUUUAUUGUGGCUAGCGAAAACCAUCAGAUAUUCAUUGAGCAGCUAAAAGCGGUCCUCAUUCAUGAGCUGCUGCAGAUGAAUGGGUCAACGUACGAAGUAUUCAGCAUAUGCGGUGUGGCAAAUACGACCCGUUCGGAAUACGUGGUUCGCCCAGAAACAAUCGCCACGAUGCGCUUGCUGGCCAAAUUUAUCGGGUUCAUCAUCGCGCGCCCAUUCCAGUACGAAGGAGGCCGAAACACGAUAGUGGAAAAUCGUCAAAUCGAGCUGCGUAAUAUGUUAUUGCCACCGUUCGACGUGCAACCCAUCUUGCUAAGAUCGAUUGCCGAGCGAAAGCUCGUCAUUACCGUUCCAUGGCUUGUGCAGUAUCUGAGCAUGUUGGAUUUGGUGACACUUCGUUUGCGUUACUACGAAGAACUCUUCCGGAUGCUGCACGAUAUCUACAAAUCGUCGUCCGUGUGCGGUUACGCAGCAAAUAGCGACUUAUUCGUGAUUCCCACGUCUAGGUUUAUCGUUCGAUCCUGUCUGGAUUGGCUGUUCGACCAGCCCAACGUUCCGGAGGAGUACUACAACUCAUCGGAAAUGUUGAGCAGCAUUAUCAAUGAUACCGCUACAGAUCAGCCAGCCGGCGUUGUGAAACACAGCAAGGACCCCAUAGUUUUUAAUGCAUUGCUGGAAAACAUACUCAGUGCCGCUUGUCCAUUUUUGGCCGAUUUCCGUGUGUCAGUGAUGCCGUCCAGAAUGGAGAAAACCGUAUCUAGGACAGGACGCUAUCGGCAUAUUACCACACGUUAUUCGGGAAUCGUAACACAACAUCAAUCAAGCGUCGUAAACGAACUAGCAACUACGCUGGACAUUUCUUCGACGAGUGCCGGACAUAAUCGUUCGAAAUCGUCUCACGGAAACGUGCAACAGCGUCUGGUCGAAGGAUUUCUGCAGUCGCAAAGCCAAUCCUUGCGUCGCACCGUUGAGCUAAUCGUGGACCGUUCUACUUCGGCUGUGAUAAAGGAUUUCCAGAUGCGGUUUAUUUUGCCAGAGAAAAAGACAGUAAAUGAUCGUAUUGCUGAGGUGAAAGCCGUCGACUUGGAAAAUACAAAGCGAACAAUCCUAAACAUCUGCGAUGAAGCACUAGAUCUCAUUAACAAUACCUGGGAGAGCCACGUGCCCAAAAUUCUAAACAAACGAAUCACGGAAGCAUUUGAUGCAUUGCUCCCAGAGGAAACGCUUGAUCCGGUACGUAAGCUGUGUAAAAAUAUUGCGCUAGAAAAGUGCCUUCAAAAAUCAGGUGAAUGGCGACAGUCAUACAUGUCUAUUACGGGUUUGUUCUGUAAAGAUGUAGAAAGUGAAUCGCAAAGUCUGAUACACAAAACUCAGCAUCAACAGCAAAAAACACUUUCAACAAAUGCCAACCAAACGGAAUUCUCCGUCGCGGAAAAUUGCGCCAUCAUGCCCUCUAGCUUCUACGUCAGGCUGCAAAUGCUCGUGCACCAUGCUGCGUCCAGUCCGGAGCAAAUCACCGCAGGCGAAUUGAAUGAAUUUCUCGCACAAACUUAUGCUUUCCUCGAACAGCCCGGACUCAUCACAACACCGAUGAUGGAUCGCAUACUGGCGUUCAUGUUGCUUCAAUUGAUUUUACUAAUAAUUAAAUCGCGCUGUGAUUUGAGCGUACCUGAUCUUUUCCAACAUGCCGUCAAAAUUUGGAAGCAUAAAAAAAUGGCCCGUUUCUGUUUGCCACCACCACCGGAAUUGGACGAUUCGUCUAGUGUUGAAACCUUAACCUCACAUGAGCGGUCCCUUGUGUAUCCUGCAGAAAUAGAGCAGUUCCGUCGCAAACAGAUGCAACGAGACACAAAUUACAUAUUUUCACAUUUGGUAAGCAAGCGCUUUAUCCGCAUGCUUGAGGUUAACGCUACACCUCAACCUCAUUAUGUACUGUAUGCGGAGUUUAUCGCAAUCCUACUGGAAGCAGAUAUCAUCACAAAGGACUUAUUGAAUGAUCAAUUCGUUACUCUAUUCCGUGAAGAUUGGCCUCAGUCUACCCUGGAUCGUGUUUCGGUUGUAAUCAAUCAGGUAAUGCAGAAGAGCGGCCCAUCCGCACGGCACGGUCACAGCAUCGACGAUUCGCAUUCGGAAAUGUUCAUGGAAAUGUUGUCCGAUUUUGCAAGAGAUAUUACAGAUCUUUGAUAUUUAAACCAUUGCUUUCUAUGUAUUUGUUUUAACUUUUUCUACCAGACUACGGUACAGCACCGGUUCACUCAGCUAAUACUUAGCUGACAUCGGAUGUUGAUACUCGAAUUAUGUAAUUGUAUGUUUUAUGUAGCUCGAUUUAGGACAAUUCAUUAUGACAAAACAAUAAAAUAUAAUCACAUUUCACAAGUCAA